UCAUGUUAGCAUUAUUCAUUUAAUAAACAAUUGCGCGGUAGUUGAGUAGGAAUUAAAAUGAAUGCUGCCAUUGUAACCUGUUUGCUACUUACUCUCAAUGGAGCUUUAGCGCAGAAAGUAUUUCCAGAAAGCUUUAGAUUUGGAACAGCUGGUGCUUCUUAUCAGAUCGAAGGCGGAUACAAUGAGGGCGGUAGAGGUCCCAGUAUAUGGGAUACUUUUUCUCAUAUUCCAGGAAAUAUUCAAAAUGACUCUAACGGAGACAUUGCCUCUGACUCCUACCACAAGUACAAGGAAGAUGUGGCUAUUUUGAAAGACCUGGGAGUCCAAAUCUAUCGUUUUUCCAUUUCCUGGUCGAGAAUCUUUACAGAUGGAACCCCAAAUACAUACAACCAAGCUGGAGUUGAUUAUUACCUCAGCCUCAUUGAUGAAUUGCGCGCCAACAAUAUCGAACCAGUAGUGACUCUCUACCACUGGGACUUGCCACAGCACCUGGAAGAUUUAGGAGGGUGGCUCAACCCCCAGAUUGCUGAUUAUUUUGGAGAUUAUGCCAGAGUUGUUUAUAAGAAUCUUGGACCUUUUGUCAAAUACUGGGUGACAAUUAAUGAACCUGGAACAACAUGCACAUUGGGAUAUGGACAAGGUGUUCACGCUCCAGGCAAAAGUUUGAUCGGAGAUGGCAUCUAUACAUGUGCCUACAACAACCUUAGAGCGCACGCCAAAGCCUACAGAAUUUACGAUGAAGAAUUUAAAGCUGAACAAGGAGGAAAAGUGACGAUUAACAGUGCGGUUUCCAACUUCUACCCAAAAGAUAGCGAAAGUCUUCUAGAUCUGGAAGCUGUGGAGAGAACCUAUGAGUUUAACGCUGGUUUGUAUGCCAACGCUGUCUUUAAAGGCAAUUGGCCCCAGGUGGUCAUUGAUAGAGUUGCCAACAGAAGUAGACUAGAAGGUUACUCCUUCUCUAGAUUACCGGAAUUCACUCAGGAAGAAAUCGACUAUAUCAACGGAACUUAUGACUUUUUUGCUUUGAAUAUAUACACUAGUGCUUUUGCUGAAUAUGCUGAUGACUCGCCCAUCACCACUCCAUCCAUCUGGCUGGAUCAAGGAACCAUAACUUCUGGAGAUCCUUCAUGGCCCACAAGUGCCUCUUCUUGGUUAACUUCUGACCCGCCGGGAGUCAGAUAUCUACUCAACUAUCUCAACAAGAAGUAUAAUCCUGGGGAGUUUAUAAUCACUGAAAAUGGAUGGUCUACGCUUCCAGGAGAAUUGGACGAUCAAUCCAGAAUCGAAUAUCUCAGCGGCUAUUUGAGCAACAUCCUAGAUGCCAUCCUGGAUGAUAGAAUUAACGUAACCGGAUACACACUGUGGAGUUUGUUAGAUAACUUCGAAUGGGCCGAAGGAUACACGCAACGAUUUGGAAUUGUCCAAGUAGAUUUUGAAAGUCCCGAGAGAACCAGAACAUACAAGGCGUCAGCCGAAUGGUACAAGCGCGUGGUUGCGGCCAGAGCCAUUGUUGACUAAAUAAUAAAGUUAAUUAACUAUUAAAUACUUUCCAUGUAAACAA
Messenger RNA from Dendroctonus ponderosae (mountain pine beetle), 1561 nucleotides. RefSeq names its product myrosinase 1-like. The transcript is spliced from 11 exons. NCBI's taxonomy places the organism in Eukaryota, Metazoa, Arthropoda, Insecta, Coleoptera, Curculionidae. Gene Ontology annotation, biological process: carbohydrate metabolic process. Gene Ontology annotation, molecular function: beta-glucosidase activity. The coding region runs from base 58 to 1518 and encodes 486 amino acids. The record is from RefSeq and is a predicted model, not a curated record.